AUGGGUUCGAGUUCUUGUUGGAUUAGAUCUGGAACCACUGGUGAUGGCUAUGGCGGUGGGAAGAGGAUGGUAUCCAUUGUGUAUGCAUUGCUUGGAGACAUUCACAUGAGUACAUGGAUUUUAGAGAUCCAUGGUGACGAGAUUCCUAAUGCUACAUUCGUCACAAAUGGUACUGGAGCUAUUUAUUCCAUGGUUGUUGAAAAUCGAAAGGAUAAUGAUAAUUUUGGUUCUGAGAGGCUUCUGCAGUUGGCAAAGAUUACGGAUGCAAAGUCUGAACAUGAAGAGGGACAAGGAGGUCAAGGAGGUGAAGAAGUUCAUGUUGCACUAAUUGGACUUGAAGAACAUGAGUGUGGCAUUUCAUUUGAGAAGGCUCACAAUGAUAAGCAGUCAAAUACAGAAAAGCCUCAUAGGAGGACUUCAUCUGGUGCUCUAUCUGUGAAUAGACAAAUCCGUGCAAAUGGCAUAGAGGAAAAUGGUGAAUUGCUUGAAGAGUUUACUAGAGAGACUGAUAGUGAAUCUGAGAGUGAUACCGUUAAGCAUGUUGAUAAUGAUGAUGAAGAGUCAGAUGAAGAUAAUGAAGGUGAAAGUGAAGAUGACUAUGAAGAUGGAGGUGAACCUGCUUCUGAUAAGAAUGAUGAAGUGCACGUUAGGGCAGAAAUGAUGCUUGCAGAAAAAACUGAUGUUUAUUGUCAUGCCCCCUCAGGGACUGCUUAUAUGCAUGGUCUGAAGCAUGCCUCGGGCAAUUUUGUUGUUAUAAUGGAUGCUGAUUUAUCACACUAUCCAAAAUACCUGCGGAGCUUCAUCAAGAAAGAAGGAUUACAGAAAACUCUCUGA
Fraxinus pennsylvanica is the source of this 834-nucleotide messenger RNA. Lineage: Eukaryota; Viridiplantae; Streptophyta; Magnoliopsida; Lamiales; Oleaceae. The record is from the annotation of a GenBank genome assembly.